AUGGCGCUUUCGAGCCAUGGCAUUGGUGAUGUGGGGGCCAAUUCCGAUAUCAUGCAUGCGAAUGCGCCCGAGGAUGAAGGUCCAACGCUUAGGAAAAAACGGUCGUCUUCACCGAAGCCAAAGACACCUCUGAUCGUUGCAGAAAACUCAGGCAAUGUACAGGUGCGAACUACGCCACAGGGCACGAAAUUUAACCGCCUUCCAAAGCUCGGAGGGCUUUCGUCAGACAUACUGACACUCUAUGGUGCAUCAGCUGGAUGCAUAUUGGUUUUUGUUUUUUUGGGCGAAUGGCUCCGACGUGACAUACCAGCGGGCAAGUUUGAGAAGAUCGACAAAACGUUGAUCGACAUUGACGACUUCUGUGUGCAUGAGCUAGGCCCAUAUCCGAAAUGCCAUCCUCGUUUUGGUCAUCAUGUGGUUCUUGAACAUGGGAUUGAACGAUGGGUCAAGAACUCGGAUGUUUCGCGCGGCGGUCCAUACCCACCUGGCCAUCCCGAAAAUCCGGAGUGGCUAUCCAAGUCCACCGUUCUUCUGAAACAGGCCCCGGGAAACAAAUUCGGAGAGUUCCAAUCCCACGUGCACUUAGUUCUGCUUCCGGCGUUGUGCGUGAUGCUGGCGUCGAAACAAAGCGUAUGGUUUUACAUCCAUGAGCAGCCAUCACGUGCGGUUACACCCGUGGUCGAGCAGCAGGACGCGUUCUGGUUUCCUAUCCUUGGUUCAGGAGUAUUGUUCGGCUUAUUUGCAAUUGUGAAACUUUUGGGUCAUGAUUGGCUGAAGCAAGCAAUCGCCAUCAUCAUGGUGUGUGUUUGUGCACUCGGCGUGGCGUCGAACAUCGAUGCCAUUGGGCACCUUGUCGGAAAGAAUCACAGUGCUGCCACGCUUGUGUCGAUGAACGUGGAGGCUGUGUCGAUGAAAUUGGAGGUGUCGCUGGUGGAUGUGCUUGGUGCGGUGGUGGCAUUGACCCUUGCAGUAACAUACAUGUCAACGGGACAUUGGAUCGUGAACAAUGUCCUCGGAUUCUCUUUCUGCUUGCUUGGCAUCAGGUCGCUCAAUUUGUCCAGCUACAGCACUGGUGUUGUGCUAUUGGGCGGCCUUUUCGUGUAUGACGUGUUUUGGGUUUUUUUCAGCGAGCCGAUUUUUGGAUCGAACGUAAUGGUCUCAGUGGCGAAGGGGAUUGAGGCCCCAAUAAAACUGUUGCUUCCGCGAGACUAUGGUGGAUGUGGUGACCUGCAGUUCAACAUGCUGGGCCUCGGAGACAUUGCAGUCCCGGGGUUAUUCAUGGCCUUCUUGGCGAAGUGGGAUGCAGUCAGAAUGGCAGAUGGUUUCAGCAGUAACUUCAUCUACCUGAGAUCUGCGCUGUUCGCAUACGUCCUGAGCCUGAUCACGACGAAGACGGUGAUGAUGGCUUUUCAGCAUGCACAGCCAGCUCUCCUGUAUAUUUGCCCGUAUUUGAUCAUAGCGUCUGUGUGCACUGCGCUGGCACGUGGUGAGCUUGCUGAUCUGAUGGGCUUCACAAUUUCCGAAAGGGUGGAGGUGGAUACGCGAUCCGAGUUCAGAGGCCAGUCGCUUCAGGCGUCUACAUCGUCUGAACCCGAGGUUGAGCGGAAGAACAGGGCUGAUUAA
Molecule: messenger RNA, 1623 nt
Organism: Symbiodinium natans
Lineage: Eukaryota; Dinophyceae; Suessiales; Symbiodiniaceae
Source: the annotation of a GenBank genome assembly